This is a messenger RNA of Schistocerca americana (American grasshopper), 2199 nucleotides long. RefSeq names its product glycine receptor subunit alpha-2-like. The coding region runs from base 385 to 1659 and encodes 424 amino acids. Gene Ontology annotation, molecular function: transmembrane signaling receptor activity; neurotransmitter receptor activity; extracellular ligand-gated monoatomic ion channel activity. The transcript is spliced from 9 exons. Lineage: Eukaryota; Metazoa; Arthropoda; Insecta; Orthoptera; Acrididae. Gene Ontology annotation, biological process: nervous system process; signal transduction; regulation of membrane potential. The record is from RefSeq and is a predicted model, not a curated record. Gene Ontology annotation, cellular component: membrane; synapse; neuron projection.
GACGGAAACAUGUGACUGGCGCUGGGAAAACCUAAAAGGUCAGUUGUGCGCCAUGGACGGCGCCCCGCGGACCUCCAACGCGCUGUCUGCUCCUGCAGUCCUCAGAGACGCCGAAAAUGCCCCGGGUGCGAGUCGCCUCUUCUCUGCGCGCAGCAUCUGGAAAAUAUGCGCCUACGUGAGAGACAGUCUGUGAACGCCGUUCGAGAAUGCUGAACUUACUCUCAUGUGAUCUCGAGUGACGGUAUCGAGGGAGACUGUAACAGUGUUGUUAGUGAUUCCUGAACAAUACGAGUACCGUCUUGCUGGUGGUUCGGACAGAAGCGGUCACAGUCGUGCACCGUUUUGCUGAAAUACCUUUGGGACUGCACAACUGAGGUGCCUGACAUGAGGGAGAGGGCCUUCCUCGUGGGAGUCUCUCUGGCGGCCGUUAUCUGCAUGACAGCCGUACACGCACACGCAAGCCGCGUCGUCGAGGUGCCGGAGGCGAACCCGUCGCCUACGAUGCCACCGGAAACGAGCCUCUCGCUGCGCGACAUCCUGCCUCUCAACCCCAAGCACUACGACAAGAACCGUGCUCCCAAGGUGCAGGGACAGCCCACAAUCGUCUACUUCCACGUCACCGUCCUGUCGCUAGAUUCCAUCAACGAGGAGUCAAUGACAUACGUGGCAGACAUUUUCUUAGCACAAAGCUGGAGAGACCCCCGGCUCCGCCUACCUGAGUAUAUGAGUGAAGAAUAUAGAAUACUGGAUGUUGAGUGGCUUCAUGACAUUUGGAGACCAGACUGUUUCUUCAAGAAUGCCAAAAAAGUCACAUUCCAUGAAAUGAGUAUUCCAAACCAUUAUUUAUGGCUCUAUCAUGACAAGACUCUACUGUAUAUGUCGAAAUUAACAUUGGUGUUGUCAUGUGCAAUGAAAUUUGAAUCUUAUCCUCAUGAUACACAAGUUUGUUCAAUGAUGAUUGAGAGCUUAUCUCAUACAGUUCAUGAUUUAGUAUUCAUAUGGAAUACAACAGAUCCACUAGUUGUGAACCCUGACAUAGAACUGCCACAGUUGGAUAUAUCUAACAACUAUACUGGAGAUUGCACCAUUCCUUACUCCACAGGUAAUUUUACAUGCCUGGUAGUUGUGUUCAACUUAAGAAGGCGCCUUGGUUACCAUCUGUUUCACACAUAUAUUCCUUCUGCUCUCAUUGUUGUUAUGUCAUGGAUAUCUUUCUGGAUUAAACCUGAAGCCAUACCUGCAAGAGUGACUCUUGGUGUAACAUCACUUCUAACAUUGGCUACACAAAAUACACAGAGUCAACAGUCCUUACCUCCAGUGUCUUAUGUGAAAGCCAUAGAUGUGUGGAUGUCUUCAUGUUCUGUAUUUGUGUUCUUGUCACUUAUGGAAUUUGCAGUGGUAAAUAACUACAUGGGACCAGUAGCUACAAAAGCAAUGAAAGGCUACUCUGAUGAAGAUAUACCAAAUGCACUAGAUGAUUUUAAGGAACUGGAACCUUGUGGUCGAAGUCCGAUGCGUCCAAUUACUGCUCAAAUGCCACAGUAUUCAACUUUCUGCCAUGGUCGAGAAACAGCUUUAUACAUCGAUAAAGUUUCACGAUUUUUCUUCCCAUUCUCCUUUUUUAUUCUUAAUGUUGUAUACUGGUCAACAUUUUUGUGAAUUCAGGGAGUUACUUUUUUUUUACAAGAACUUAAAAUUUUUAUGAAAGUCAGAUUCCAUAACUAAUGUCAUGGGAUUACGCUGUGUGCUUUCACAUUCUGGGAGCUGCUUGUGCAUGGACUCUUGUUGUCAAAACAUGAGAUAAAUGAUGCACUAAAGUGGUGCAACUGUUGACACAGUAUCUGGAAAGUGCAAAGUGUUUUAUUUCUUAUAAUGUAUGACAAAUUGUACUGUUAUGUACAACAAGAAGAUUUCUCAAAUGAAUUUGUAAAGUCAUAUAGUAUGAGAACUGUUUACUUGUUCAUUUUUUAUGUGUGAGAGUGGAAUGUGAGUGACAAAUAUAUAAAUAUGCUAUUACUUCUUCAAAUACUGUCUCUGAGUUCAAAUUAAACAGUGGCUUCAACGAAGUGUUGUGUUAGGUUAAGAUCAACUACCAUUUUUGUACUAUGCUAUAUGUCAUGUCAGUAUUGGUUAAUGACUUCUGAUAUAAACAUUAUAAAUGUGUUAUGAUAACACAGAUGCAAUGCAAUUUUAGGCAUU